Messenger RNA from Vanderwaltozyma polyspora DSM 70294, 3261 nucleotides. It is a transcript of the gene SIP4, whose product is annotated as Sip4p. Bases 1 to 3261 code for a protein of 1086 amino acids. Lineage: Eukaryota; Fungi; Ascomycota; Saccharomycetes; Saccharomycetales; Saccharomycetaceae. Gene Ontology annotation, biological process: positive regulation of transcription by RNA polymerase II. Gene Ontology annotation, molecular function: sequence-specific DNA binding; DNA-binding transcription factor activity, RNA polymerase II-specific; zinc ion binding. The record is from RefSeq and is a predicted model, not a curated record. The transcript has a single exon.
AUGUUCCAAGAUAUUAAUGUAAAAUUCGAAACUGAUGUUUCGCUAUACAAUGACAACACUGAUCUGAACAAUAACAAUAACAAUAAUAUUAUUAAUAACAAAGCCAAAAAUAAAAAUAAAAAUGAAAAUACUAUUAACAACAUGAGUCUUAUCAAUGAUGAUAACUCAAUCUCAAACAGGAAGAAAAGAAAAUAUGGGUGUGUUGAUAAUAGUUCUAUUCAACCAACUACAUUGGUUAAAACUUCUGUAAAUAUAGAUUCAAAUUUUUUAUCGAAUAGAUUAUCACAAGCCUGUGACAGAUGUAGAUUGAAAAAAAUUAAAUGUGAUGGUUUAAAACCAAAUUGUUCUCAAUGUUUAAAAGUAAACUUCAUUUGUAAAACAAGUGACAAAUUAACUAGACGUGGCUUCCCAAGAGGUUACACCGAAAUGUUAGAAAAAGAAGUUGUAUUAUUACAAAAAAAAUUAAAAUUAUUCGAAGAAAAUCAUUCAAAUAUGAAAAUAGAUAUUCAAACAACCACUGAUGGUAGUAACAUUAUUAGCACAAAUUGUAGUUCUAGCGGUAACGAAAAUGAUAUUGAAAAUUCUGAAACUGAUAUUAUUACAAAAAAUAAAACAUCAAAUACAACCAACCUAUGGACAGUUAUCAAUCAAAAUAUAAAAUCUAAUAAUAAAAUAAUGUUAAAUUCAACCGUUGUGAUAAACAAUAAUAACAAAAACAAUAAUUAUUUAUCAAACAAUUUCCAAUUAACUUUAUUAUCAACAAAUUUACAAUUAAAUUCACAAUUUAAUUAUUUACCCAACUUCCUAAUAAAUAAAUAUAACAUGGAUGUUGCACGGAUAAAUAAUUUGAUCAUUAAAUCAAUUAAUAACUUUCUCAAUCUACAAAAUUCUUUAAUACCUAUUUUAUACCCUUCAACUUCAUGGGAACAAUCAUUGAAAAAAUGUUUAAAAUCAUCCAAUUCAUUGCAAACUUCUUCAAUAGAUAUUUUAGUCAUUUGUUUUAUAAUUCAAUUAAAUUGGUCAUGUUUUGAUAAUUUUAAAUUAUUUCAAUUAACUAAAUUUAUUUGUUUAAAUUCUUCAAUUGACAAUGACACUAAUUCAACCAAUGAAAAUAAUAAAUCUUUAAAGAAUCAAAAAUUAAAGAUUUUACAAUUAUUGAAUUUAUCAAUUUACUAUUUUAUGACCAUUUCAACUGACGAUUCAUCAAUAAAUUUAAAACAAUUGUUUCAAUUAACAACAGAAUUCAUUUAUAAAAAUUUAAAUUUACCAACUUUCAAAAUUCAAAAUAAAAUCAUUCAUUUAUCUUGUUUUAGAUUUUUGAAAAAUUUAUGGUCAAUUAUAAAUAAUAUAGAUGAAAAAUAUCUGUGGUCAGAAAAUUUUGGUAAUAAAAAUUCAUAUUCAAAAUUCUUAAAAGAUGUUGAUUUAGAGAUAGAAUUUGAAGAAGACUGUUUCUUAAAUUCAAAAAAUAAUAAAGAUUUAUCACAAUUCAUAAUCUUAUCAAAAUUCGUAAAGACUAUUAAAAAGGAUUCUAAUUCAAAUAAUAUAGAAAAUUUGAAUUAUCAAUUGGAAAAUUUUAAGGAUAUUCUUUUGAAAGGUAAUAUGUUUUUCAAUAACAAUGAGAAUUAUUUAAAUAAUUCAUUGACGAAAAAGGAUUCAAUUAACUUACAAUUAUCAUUAUAUUCAUUGAUUCUAUCAUUUUUUAAAAAAUUUGAUAAUAAACAUUUACCGUCAUUAGAUAAUAUUUUCAUUAAUGACACUAAUUACGUGGAGUCUGGUUUCCAAAUAUUAUUAACAUAUUAUAAUCUAUUAGUUGAUAAUAAUUUGACUAUAAAGGAGCAACCACAACAGUUCCAAUUAUUAUAUUUUUUACCGUUUAAAAACGAUGACAUUAUUAAUAGUUGUUUGUUAUAUUUAAAUUUAUGGUCGAUUUCAAAUUUGAAAAACUUUGAUAAUGAUCUACAGUUGCCAAUAAAUUGGAAUUUUAUGAAAUAUCAAACAUUUUUAAUUAGAUUUUGUUCAUUAUGGUUUUUUGAUGAUUUGAAGAAUCCUUUGUUGUUAGAUUUACAAAAAAAUUUUAGAUUUGAUAUUAAAUUGAAAAAAAUUCCUUACACUUUAGAUUCAUUGCAAUUCAAUAGAUUAGGCUAUUUGCAAUCUAUUUCAAAUUUUAACGACACUAAUAAAUUAAUUAAUAACUCUAAUAUGUCAUUUGUUAUUGGUAGAUCUAAUUUAUUGAAAUCAAAUUCAAAUGCAAUUAUGGAUCAAUUUAAUAUGUUUGCAGAAAUGACUAAUUCACCAUCUAAUAAUUUUUUAAAUGCCACAACAGCAGCAGUCAUAUCAAAUAAUAUUACUGGCGCAAACAAUAAUGUAUUACCAACUGUAUUUGAUUCUCUCUCAUUAAAGUCAUUAUUGCAAACUAGUAGUAAUAAUAAUUUAAUUGAUAUGUCAAAUUAUCAAUCUCAAAUAUUAUUAAACCAAGGAGAAUCAGAUGACGGUUAUGCAGAAGAUGAUGAUGAAGAUGAUGUUCAAGAGGAGCAAAAAUUUGAGGAUAAUAAGCCUUUAGAAAUACCAUUUAAUACGAAAAGACAUGAUUCAUUAUUCCAAACAAGAUUUUUUAAACCUCCUUCUCAUAGAAUGAAUUCUGGUAAUUAUUCUAGUAACAAUGAAGAGACCACAGUAACGAAAAAGGGUAAAAACAAGAUUGAUGUUAAUGAAAAUUCUAAUAAGGUUGACCAUAUUAUUUUAACAGAGUCCAUCUCUAGAAGGUCAUCUAGUAGUUAUUUGAAUGGCAGCAGUAUCAAAACAGAGAGUCAAAGCCAAACAUUAAGCUAUUAUUCAUUAAAUAAAAGCAAUGAUUCCUCAAUUUUUGAUAAAUUGAAUAACAAUUCUGGUAAUGACAAAAAAGUUUCAUUGUCUACCGACACGGAAGCAAGCAAUGAUAAUAAUCAACCAAUAAUGGGUAUGAAGAAUAAUAACAAUGCCAAUACCAAUACGAACAUGAAUGAAUUACUUGUAGAGACACCAAGAUCAUUUACAGAUAUGUUAUUAUUACAACAACCAUCGCAGUUAAAUCUUUGGAAAACAAAAUCUAACAAUGGUAGUUCACAACAGAUAACAAACAAACCUACAAAUAAGAAUAACACCAUCACUAGUGCAAAUAGUAGUAAUAAUAACAACAAUAACAAUAAUGCAAACAGUUAUACUGGAACGUUAGUUACAAUUCCUUCUUUAUUAAGUGUUGACAAGCUUUACGACCAAUCAUAG